This is a messenger RNA of Ctenocephalides felis (cat flea), 1817 nucleotides long. RefSeq names its product ubiquitin-conjugating enzyme E2 Q2. The record is from RefSeq and is a predicted model, not a curated record. Gene Ontology annotation, biological process: protein polyubiquitination. NCBI's taxonomy places the organism in Eukaryota, Metazoa, Arthropoda, Insecta, Siphonaptera, Pulicidae. Gene Ontology annotation, molecular function: ubiquitin conjugating enzyme activity. Gene Ontology annotation, cellular component: nucleus. The coding region runs from base 126 to 1265 and encodes 379 amino acids. The transcript is spliced from 7 exons.
UGACUGUUUCAGCCAUUUUACUUCGGGAGUGAUAGUUGAUAAUAAAAUUAAGUAUAUACAAAGGUUUUAGUUGUUUGCUUUCUCCACGGCCUACCGUGUCCUUAUGAUUAUAUUUUAGGUCUCUAAUGGCUUGUUUAAAUACACUAAAAUUAGAAAUUAAAACAUUAGAACGAUUUUUUCCCAAAAAUCAUGAACGAUUUCAAAUUAUGUCAGCUAGUGUUGAUGAGUUGAGUUGUAAAUUUAUUGGAAGUACAGGCAAAAAAUACGAAAUUCACGCAAACAUUACUGAAACUUAUCCAUCUACGCCACCAGUAUGGUUUGCAGAAAGUGAGGAAACUAGUGUAACAAAUGCUAUUCAAAUCUUAAGUAAUACGCAAGGACGGGACAAUCAUGUAAUUAGUCAAGUUGGCAUUCUGGUAAAAGAACUAUGUCGAUUACAUCAAGUUCCAGAGCCUCCCGAUUUAGAUGGCCUCACCCUAGGCAUGAUACCAGGCCCUGAACAUCCUGCAUCUCCUCCAGAACAUGGUAAUGGCGAGCCCAUGGAUAGUGAACUGGAAGAUGGAUUAGAUAGUGAACCAGAUUCUGAUAUGGAGGAAGAUUUACAUCUUGAAAUGGAUGAAACUGUUAGAAGCAAUAAGAAGGACGAGAUGGGGGUAGAACAUUUAGCAACAUUAGAAAGAUUACGCCAAAGCCAGCGACAAGACUAUUUGAAGGGUUCGGUGUCUGGAUCUGUACAAGCAACAGAUCGUCUCAUGAAGGAAUUACGUGAUAUUUAUAGAUCAGAUUCUUUCAAAAGUAAUAUGUAUUCAAUAGAACUGGUCAAUGAUUCAAUAUAUGAAUGGAAUAUUAGGUUAAUGUCAGUUGAUCCAGACAGUCCUCUGCAUAAUGAUUUAUUGUUACUGAAGGAAAAGGAAGGCAAAGAUUCCAUAUUGCUAAACAUUAUUUUUAAAGAGACUUAUCCUUUUGAUCCUCCAUUUGUUCGAGUUGUGCAUCCCAUAAUAUCAGGUGGGUAUGUCUUAGUUGGUGGUGCGAUAUGCAUGGAGUUGUUAACAAAACAAGGUUGGUCAAGUGCCUAUACCGUGGAGGCUGUUAUCAUGCAAAUAGCAGCAACUCUCGUGAAAGGCAAGGCACGCAUUCAGUUUGGACCGGCCAGAGUUGUAAAUCAAGGACAAUAUAGCUUGGCAAGGGCACAGCAGAGCUUCAAAUCCUUAGUGCAAAUACAUGAAAAAAAUGGUUGGUUUACACCUCCUAAAGAAGAUGGCUAAAUUAAAGUGUGUUUUUGUUUAAAAGAGACUAUUCAAAAUUAGAUUGUGUCAAAAAAGAAAGUUAAAAACAAAAGAAAAGUUAUGAAAUGGACCUUAAAUAAUAAUUACUUCAUAAAGUUAACUUUUUAGUUUAACAUAAACUUUUAAGAACUUUAAAGUGAAGUUUUCUUGCUGUUUUAUCAUGUUAUGCUACUAGUUUCCAUUUUUAAACAAACCAUGCUAUGUGUUACUAAAUUGCAAUUGAUAAAAGUGAACAUUAAUAUAAACAUCUUACGGAAAAACAAUUACUGAUGAAGUUUUGUGAAUGUGAUUCCAAUUUUCCAAGGGUGUAUGAUGUUUUAAGUGAUUCCUUGUUUAGUUCUUGGUGCCACUAUCAAAGACUCGAUUUAAACUCCCAGCUCAUGGUUACAUUAAAUAAACUGUGUUGGGAGUUUGCAUCUCAUUUCUAUGAAUUAAUUAUUUUCUAAUUGACUUAAUUAUUGAAACAAUAUUCUAAAUUAAUUAGAUUUAUUUCAAAUGUGUUUAAAAAAAUCUUAUCACCAUGUAAGUUCA